Diachasmimorpha longicaudata is the source of this 5773-nucleotide messenger RNA. RefSeq names its product LON peptidase N-terminal domain and RING finger protein 3. Gene Ontology annotation, molecular function: protein binding; ubiquitin protein ligase activity. The record is from RefSeq and is a predicted model, not a curated record. The transcript has 9 exons. Bases 615 to 2810 code for a protein of 731 amino acids. Lineage: Eukaryota; Metazoa; Arthropoda; Insecta; Hymenoptera; Braconidae.
CAACUUGGCUCAUGCCGACGUCUACGCGGCUACGGUCUGACACUGGCCCGCCAGUGUGCCACUGACAGCCGAGACGUCAGCUGGUCCGGGAGUAGACUGACUUCUUCAGCUAAACAUAACAACGCCCACUGACACUAGCCGCGUGGUCACAACUGUCAAAUCAAAACCUAGACAUUGUUCAUCAGUAAACCGUGUGGGGAAAAUUAUUGAAAUUAAAAAAUUGUAAAAAUUUUUGGGGAUCAACGGACAAAUUCCCCAGGACCUGGCCAAUUAAUUCCCCCGGGAAGAAAGAAAAACAGUAAAUCGUCAAAGCGGAUUAACGUAGCGCGCGUUUUGCGAUAUAUAUUUUAGUUGCGUUACGUAAAACUGUGACCCGAAAGGAAAAAAAAAAAAACGAGUGUUCCGUAAGUGAGUGACUCAAUCGAUCGAAUUAUUACUUUAUGAUUGAUCCAACUGAAGGGAUUCCAUUGGGAUACUUCGAGUGAUGCUGUGAGGUGUGAAAAAAUGCACAGAAGUUUUAAUUUUUUGAAAUCAUCGGGCAGUGGAUUUUACAGGGAAGAUUUUAACAGAAGUGUUUAGGUUAUUUAAUAUCAACGAAGGGCAAUUUGUCAGUUAUGACGGACGUGGCGAAAGAGGCAUUUGCAUCGAGUAAUUAUGGUUUAGCUGUGGAGAUGUACGAGAGAAGUUUGAAAAUUCAGGGACCGAAUUUGGAGGGACUCCUCGGUUAUGGUGACUCAUUGGCGAGAUGUGGUAGAGUGAGGGAGGCAUUUGAUGUUUAUUCAAAGUGUAUGGAAUUAGCUGGUGUACCUCAAGAGAGGCUCAAACAUCUUGCCAGUGCUCUACUCGAGGAUCUUGUUGGUUUGACACAGAGAAAAAUCAGUGGUGGUUCGUUCAAUUGCGCUAGCUGCGAGGGUACACUACAUUUACCGGUCACGAGUAAUUGUGGGCAUACGCAUUGCAGGAGUUGUUAUGAGGGGGGCAAGUGUUGUGGAACUUGUGGACAAAAACUUGGUGAGCUUGGGGAGACUAAUGUACUGGUCCAGAGGCUUGUGGAGAAGUGGUGGCCGAGGGAGGCCGAGGCCAGCAGGGCGAGGCACGAAGGUGAUCUCCUUUUGAAGGAUGGACAUCCGGCUCAGGCACUAGAGCGAUAUAAUCUUGCUGUUAAACUUGCACCUAACAGUCCAUUACACCUGAGCAACCGAGCUCAUGCACUGCUGUUGUUGAACAGACCUCAGGCAUCCCUGACCGACGCUGAUCAUGCUGUCAGACUGCGACCGGAUUGGGGCAAGGGCCAUUACAGAAGAGGAGUUGCACUCUCUGCCCUGGGAAGACAUGAGGAGGCCUUUCUCGCGUUAUGUAUCAGUGUUGCUAUUGAGAAAAAUACGCAGAAUGUACGGCAUGAAUUAAUGAGGGUAUUGCACCGCAUAUUAUCAACAAAUCACCGCCGACAAAGUCCGCCCACUACUCGCAGUCCCUAUAGCAUAUCAGAGAGCAACGUCCGCGUGAGAAGAAACCGUGACCAUCACUAUCCCCACCGUCGACCUCUGAUGAGUCCCAAUCAGCGUCACCGUCGUCCAGCCCUAAACUCAUCAGACUGCGAGGACAACAGCAGCAGCGAAGAGGAGUUCACACAGGCAAUAUGCCGAAGGCUACUCUUCAAAAAUGCACCUCAGACCAAUGUCAAGUUCCAUAACGUCCUGGAUCGGGUUUAUCAAGAAAUUGAAAAAUUAAAGAGAAUUGACUCUAUGCCGGCAGAAAUACUACUACCUCCGUUAUCAAGUGGCACAAGUUUAAGUGAUUUAGACUGCAUACUGUGCUGUCGAUCACUCUGGAAACCAGUGACAACACCGUGUGGACAUACAUACUGUUGGAUGUGCCUGGACCGUUGCCUUGACUACUCCUCAGCCUGUCCAUUGUGUGUCACAUCUCUAGCCGAUUAUCUUGCCAGUAAUCAGAAAACAGUAACCGAAUUCGUAGAGAAAGCACUGAUGAUAAUAGCUCCAACGGAAUAUGCAUCGCGUGCAGCUAGCCAUCGGCUCGAGUUAGUUCAAGAUCUUGGGAUUUUAGGAAGUCAACAGAUUGCUGUUUUUGUUUGUACCACUGCAUUCCCGUGUGUGGCCUGCCCAUUAUUUGUUUACGAGCCAAGAUACAGACUGAUGGUUAGAAGAUGCGUAGAGAGUGGCGUCAGACACUUCGGUAUUGCCGCUUGUCUCAACAAGGAUGCAACAGGUAGUAAAAGAUACGCUCAAUAUGGCACCGUCCUAGAAAUUCGAGAUCGUGUCUUGAUGAAAGACGGAUGUAGUAUACUCAGUACAGUUGGCGGUAGAAGAUUUAGAGUUCUGUCGGGAGGUGAAAGAGAUGGUUACGACACAGCUAAGGUAGAACUCUUACGAGAUUCGUCUGUACCACAGGAGCAUCUUCCGAGUUUACAUGAACUACAUUAUAAGGUAUGGCUUAAAGGACAACAAUGGUGGUCAACAGUGUCCCCCUACCAACAAAUCGAGAUUCAACGAGUAUUCGGAAAAAUUCCAACUCCAGAGGACGAAUGGUGGCGCCUGCCUGACGGCCCCUCGUGGACCUGGUGGAUCCUGGCGAUCCUGCCCUUCGGCCCCCAACUUCAAGUUGGAAUACUAGGUACAACAAGCUUAGAAAAACGACUGAGAGCCAUCGAGAAAACCCUCAAUCAUAUGGAGAAGAGACAGUUAACAAUAACAUCACCACCAGCUGAAGACACAACGACAUCAUCCAGCAUCUGCAGCGAUGGAAACGAUAUCACCAACUCCACAGUCUCCAUUGUCCACCACUCAUGAAUAAUCAGUAAAAAAUAGUUUUUAAAGUAAUGAAGGAUGUUUUUUAUACAACAUUCACAUUUUUAUUUCCGACUAUCGAUUAAGACGUUUGUACCACGAUAAUCAGACUGAUAAUAAUUUUGAUGAAUUGAUUGAUGGCUCUAGGCCAUUUAAUGUACCGAAUGAUUCAACUCUGGGAAUAAUCCACAAUAUUUAAUCUUAAAUACUGGUCUUAAAACUUUACGCACAAAAAUACUAUUGAACGAAAAACUUACGCUGAAAAAAUGUUUUUAUUCAAUUUCUUAGUGGCCUCUUUUUUCAUUUAUAAAGAGUCAAUCGUAAUUUGUUAAGUUGACAAGUGCAGUUUUCAUUGUUAAACACCAUGUAUGGAAAAAUUUCAUUGAAAAAUAUUAAAAAUUGACACAUUUUUUUCUACAAAAAUGUCCAAUGCAAUUUCAUUGCUAUAUUGGCCCUAUUCUGUCAAGAUAUUUCCCGUAGGAAUUCUUUUGUCAAGUACAAAAACUUUUUCAGUUUGAUUUUUUAAAUAGAAUGAAAGGAAAAUAGAAGACGUCGUAGGAAAAGGUGAAAUUUUACUGAUUGAUUCGAUGUAUUUUUUUUAUAAAGUAAGUGCAACAGAAUUCUCCGUCACGUGUGCUAAAUUUUUCAAUGAAAUUGGCUUUCUACAUGACCCUUUUGAAAUGUCUCCAGGAGGAUUCUGAUAUGAAGAAGCAGAAAGUUUAUAAUUUUUUCAUAUUUUUAGACUAUCAGUAGAUGAGUUAUGCGAAUGGUACAAAUUUUGAAAGACAUAUCCUGAGGAGGAUUUCAAUCCUCGAGGGGACAUUUCACUUCUUAAAAGGAAACACAAAUCUGUUCUUCCAUGAUUACAUAUGCUACUUUUAUCUGUAUAUAAUAUAUAUCUAUAUAUAAUAUAUAUACACACAUUUCUAUGUAUACAAUUACAUACAGUGGAUGGAAUUUCAAUAAUCGUACAUCAGCAAUUCCAGAGGUAUGAAAAUUUAUGACGAAAAAAAUCUGAAAAUUGUCGCAAUGGAAAAUUCAUUUUCUCUGAGUGCUCACAGAAAUUCAGCUUUCACGUUAUCUAUUGAAGGAAAAAUUAUGAAAUUCCGACAUGAUGCUUAAAGAUUCAAGAUUUGUAGGUGAUAGAAACGAGGGACUAUGAUGCAAUCAUUACCGUAAAUUUUGCAACAAUCAAGAUGGUGGUUGUAGGUAGCAUUAGAUUCUUGCGGCAUAAACAUUGCCAAGCAGAUACUACACUGAGAGAAACAUAUCGUGGAUUUUCCGGAGUAUGUAUUAUAACUAUAUACUAUUCUUUCCUCAAAAUCAAAAUAAAAUUGUAUUGUUCUAUUGUGCAGAAAAUACGAGAGAUCGAAUUAUGAGGUUCAUCUUUCUAAUUCUCAGAAUUAUCGAUCAAUCCACUAAAUGUGCUGAGUCACAAAAAUAAUCCUUCCAUUUUACUAGAGCUUUCUCUUAGUGUACGUUAUCUCUUGCAAACAAGACAAGUGAAAGAAUUUAACUUCAUUGAGAUCAAACUCGAAAAUAAUGAAAUAGUUUUCUAACAUCAAUAGUUAAGACAUAUUAACAAUGUCUCAUGAUGUCACGGAUGAAGGAAAUUCAUAAAAACACUAAAGGAAUUCCAUACAAACGCGUGUGAAAUUUGUAUUCAAUAUUUUAUCAGUUUUUGGUGUCUUUUUCAUGAAACUCCAGUGGAUUUUCCUAACGAGCUUUCAUAGCAAUUGACUACUUUCACUCUACAAAAGGCGAUGGAAAAAAUUUCGCAGUCUCCCUUACAUUCCCAGAUCGCCGAUAAGUUUCUGAGUUAUUACAUGGAAUCAUCCAAAAACUAAUAAAACCAUGAAUCAAAAUCAAGAAAUAAUUUCUGAGAUAAAGCAUGAGGCUUUUCUGUGAAAUUUAUUUUCACGUGAUUCUGAAAUUGUCUGGCCUAAACAUAUUGGACACAUUUCCUCCUAUCACUUAAAUCACUGAAAUUCUUUCUUAGUUCCACUUGAACUAGACAAUAGUCCGACCAAGUUGAUGUGAAUUGUUUCUUCGGUACAACGAUUGUUGCUCGUGAGACGAGGACCUGUUUUACAAAUUUUUCAUACGAUAAAAAGAACGUAAAUAUUUUUUUAUUCAGAACCGAUUCCAUCUCUAUAAGACUUCGCGUAUACGGUAGUGUGUAGUAUUUAUUUUCACUAAUUUUUCCAGAAUAACGGAGAUAGUGGAAAAUUGAGGGGAAAAAUGACGAUGAAAGUUUAGAAACGUCAUAUCAAUGAUGCAAUCACGUAUUCAAUAGUGACGUUUGUACACACGAAUUAAUAUUUGGGGUUGAAAUAAUCCGAUUUGUUAAUGAUUAGCAUAAUCAGAGGUGAGAAUAAUGUAGCAAAUUGACCAAGCGGGUUAAGUCGACUCAACUUUUUAUUGUAUUCCCGGACUAUAUGUCGAAAUAGAUGUGCGACAGUAAAAUUUAUGUUGAAAUACAAACAAGAUCUUCACCGAAUAUCGCUGAUGGCUCUCAGUUCUGAGAUAUAGUCCCAAAAAAAUGCAUAAGCAAUGAAGUUGACCAUCUGGUUGAUCGCUUUGCUGAUCGGAUUGAUGCAUGAUUCAUCGGUGAAUUGCCGAAUAAUUUUCAAUUCUCGCAUUUCGCAUUUACGCGAGAAAAUGUUUUCACGCAAUAUUUAUAAUAUUUCUUUCUUCUUCUUCAUGGCAAUUGAACUUGGAAUACGUAUUCACACAUUUCUGAUUAUAUUUCGUCCUCUUCAAAAUGUCUUGACACUUUUAUAAACGAAUCAUGCAUUGUGAUACUACUCUUUAGCUUUCCUUGUACAUUUCAUAUUAAGAAUAUUACGAUACUACUUCUCUUGUACGAUGCCAUUAUUAUUUCUUCUCAUUUUUACGUCAAAACUUUAUAUAUUUAUCUUCAUUACUUCAUAUCGAACUGUUAUAAUAAAACAUUGUCGAAGUCA